AUGGACGCCGAGAAAGCGAUCCUCAAAUCGACCGCAAUUGAGGUAGUUGUAGCCCAAGACACUACCUCUGAGCUCGCUGAAGUCUUUGCAGCGACAUCAGAUACACGGUCUUCAGAGACUUCCGGCUUGAUCAAUAUCAAACGCCGAGAUCUUGUCUUCAUAGACGAGCGCUUACGAGUCUUGGUGCUGUUAUCCGUCCCACCAUGUGAUGAAGAUGUGCUGAAAGCGAUCUUGUCUAAGGCGAACAUCAGGGUCGAGGCGUGGGCUCAGGAUGUUGCCGCCUCAAAUGGCUCCACGGCAGACGCCGUUAGGGACAUGAUCUCCUCCAUCACUCUUGAUCUGACCGAGGAGCCCAUCGUUGUGGCUCAGGAGACCGGGCACAGCCAACGGACAUCGUUGGUAUUGGCUUGGCCUGCUUCGAUCACGCUCGCCAGACCGCGGGUCCGCAUGAUGGAUCCAGCCGUCUCGUUCUACUCCGUGCUAACCGUCACGUACCCUGAUGAUUCGAGCGCUCGGAACAGGCUGCUUCAACCUUUCGAAGCCAUCGAGAAGAAUGUGUUCGACACUUUGCGGCUGCCACCCGGACAAGGCGCUCAGCCAUACUUACCAGCUUCGGCUUUGACCAAAAUCGUACCUGAACAGACGCCCGCACCACAGCAAUCCAGAAUCGAGCACAUGUCUGCCAGAAUGCGCCUCGUGCCUGUCGUGGGUAGCAGGAUGACUUACCACAGGUCCGAUCAAUGCAUCAUUGGAGCUCUGAACAUCGAAGUGAUCCCUUACGUCGAACUCGAAGCAGAAAUCAACAACAUUCAAGUGUCCAUUGCACACGGAACAGUCGAGGAUCUCACAAAAGACCUCCUUUCCAUCAAAUGCAGGUCUCGAGACAUAUCAACUUUCCUAUACCGACUUCGGCAAGCUCCGAGAACCGACACCAAUCCCGCCACCGGAAACACAACGCAGCUCUCCAACCUCGACGUCCUCACCAUCCGCCUCGAGCUCUCCAUCACCGUCUCCAAACUCUGCCAACCUCGGGUCCAAAUGGACUACACCACCAAUAUCGACUUCUUCCAAGCCCUCAACCCAACAUACGGCGGGCCUAACCAGCCGAUGCAGCGUCCUCACCGGCCAGCGAGCCUCCCACUGAACAACACGAACAAUCAGCAGAGCACUGGCCACAGUCAAGGCCAGACUCAGCCCACCGCCCUCAACACAACCCUUCAACCAACCCUAAACCUCUCCACCUUCACCGGCGUCUCCAUCUCCUCAACCGCGCCCACAGACCCAGUCAAAGUUGGCAUUCCCUUCACCUGGCGGUUGCUGGUAAACAAUCAGUCCACCCGCGCCGCCAAGCUGGCCAUCUAUCCGCUACCACGGAUCUCCAAGAGCCACUCCGCCCAAGCUGCGAGCAUCGCGUCCGUCAAACGCCACACUUCCCGCCUCUCCAUAACCUCCGGUCGAUCUCGCGACAAGCAACACACCCUCAACAACCCCGACUCCUCCGAACAGAACAACAUCGCCCAAGCCGUCGUAGACGAGAACAUACUCUACGCUCUUCAACACUCUCACCACAGCCCGCAGAAUCAAGGCGACAUCAUCGCCCUCACUCCUGAGCUCCGCGUCAGUGGUCUAGGACCAGGGCAGUGUCACGAAGGAGAGAUCGAAUUUGUUGCACUCAAAGCCGGGACCUUUCAGGUCGAUGCGAUUCGGGUGGUGGAUGUGGUCAGGGAGGCGGAAGAGGGGAUUAGCGCGCCGGGGGUCAUGGUCGAUUUGGGGGAGUUGCCUGAUAUUGUUGCUGUGGAGUGA
Messenger RNA from Cyphellophora attinorum, 1803 nucleotides. RefSeq lists its product as uncharacterized. Lineage: Eukaryota; Fungi; Ascomycota; Eurotiomycetes; Chaetothyriales; Cyphellophoraceae. Gene Ontology annotation, cellular component: TRAPPII protein complex; trans-Golgi network. The record is from RefSeq and is a predicted model, not a curated record. Bases 1 to 1803 code for a protein of 600 amino acids. Gene Ontology annotation, biological process: intra-Golgi vesicle-mediated transport. The transcript has 2 exons.